Messenger RNA from Symbiodinium sp. CCMP2592, 13416 nucleotides. Lineage: Eukaryota; Dinophyceae; Suessiales; Symbiodiniaceae. The record is from the annotation of a GenBank genome assembly.
AUGGGCUGUGCUCUCUCCGUGCCGGCAGGUUUCAACGAUACCGGCGAAGCAUUACAAGCAUCUGUCGGUGCUGAUGCCCAGCACGAUCCUGCACUCCACCGACACCCUGACGGUGUUGCGGCUGGACGCUCCGGCCUUGCGAGGGACUUCAUCCACCAGGGGGCACCUCACGGUCCGCCACCGCCUGUCCCCGUGCAGGUUGCCAUCGACAACACCACCCAGCAUACAAGGCCUGUUACUAUGCAAGCAUCGCCUUUCUCUGUGUGGGUGGGUGCUCCCUUUUAUGUCCCAGAGACCCUUCAAUUCCAGCUGCCUAUGCCCUGUGACAUUGAGGAUGCACUUGAUGCUACUGAGCGGCAGGUCAGUCACCUUAAGCUCGAAGGUUGCGACAGGGCAAUCGCGGUGAGGCCCCAGCCCUUUCCCACAUGCGCCGCCAUCGUGAUCGCACCUGACUGGUCCACCUACUCCUCUCUUUCUGUCGUUUGUUUAGAUCUGCGGGAUCUUGGCGACACCACAGAUGGACCCGUGCUUGUGAGUUAUGUCACCAGGCCUACCUGCCUUGCGGAACUCUGCAGAGAGGCUAGUGUCCACGAGCCCCAUCGAUGCAAGGUGUACAUUGGCAGCGAGACUGCCCCCCUCCAUGAGGAGGAAGAGGUGAGUCUCGCCAGCGGGUGUCUCGUAACCUUCAUGCGUGCUGAUAGGCUGCCGUGCCACGCAAAUGAUCUGCAGUACCGUUUGCAAUUUCCAGACACAUGGCGGACGGAGCCGCGGUUCCCAGUGGGACCCGCCAUCCGUAGCUCGCUUUUGCUGUUGCAUUCUAGUGGCAGAUACCUGUACAGGCCUCAGGCUGCGCAUGAUCCGGGUGAUGUUUCUGCUGCCCGCUUCGUCGGUGUCGACAGGGCCUCCGUCGACUUUCACACGCCUAUUGAUGGCGGCCUCGAGCGUGUUAUGUACCGAGGCAUUCGUGUGCGAGGGGUAUUGGCCCUUGCCGACCACCUCUUUGAACACCAGUUUGUGGUCUUUCUCGACCUGCGACAAGUCGCCGAAGGAGUUCAAUUCGUCGUCCUCGAUGACGAGGACGACGAUGGAGGGGAUGACUCUAGCGACUCCGGGAGUGAUCCUACUGACCGCCACUCCAAUGCAACCUUCCAGGCUGCCCUUCAUGCCAAGCUCCUUUCAGAGCCGGCCCCCAGUAAUCGAGCCUCAAGGGAUCGCCUUCAUGCCCUCCGCAACGCCACUGAGCUGCUAGGUGGUGAGUGGCGCUACUUCACUCCCAACACCAGGCUUCAUGCAGGCUUGCCUGAGUACCAGGAUCCCUCUUCAGAUGAGGAUCAGGAAGCGAGAAGCCGCCGGGCUUCAUUUGUCAUUUGCACACCAGGCUACACGCCCGAGCUCCUUGUCUUUGAGGUCCAGUUCCCAACAACAUUAGCCGAUCUCAUCCCUAGCCUUCGAAGGGGGAGACAAGGUGACCGAGACCAACGCUUCCCACACAUUGUUCCCGCUACCCCUCAGCCCAUUGAUGGAACCGGGGUCUUUUUGGCUAUGCCGCAUUGGCUCUCUGAUGCACGAGUUGUUUGUGUUGAUGCUACCCGACUUGACGGCAGGCUGUAUGCUACUCAGGCACCUGCUUAUGCCGACCGGGACACACUCAUUGAUCUCGCUGGGGCCCACGGGCUCGACGUAGCCGUUUAUGCGGGCCUGGGUCAGGAGCCCGUCCCCGAAGGGACCCUCAUUCAUCUCGUCGCAGGGGCUACCAUCACUGUGCUUGCUUCGAAUGCAGAACCGCCCAUGCUUUGGGACCUCGGCCAACUCCUUCUUGAUGCCAGUCAAUGGAGUUCUCGCCCCCUUCUUGCAUACCCUGAGCCUACAGAUGCUUAUUGCCUUGUUAGGGAAGCACAUCACCAGAUGUUCCGGGCCGAUCCCAGCCGGCCUACGCAUUACCGACGCCGCCUCGCAGAGGUUGUCGAUGCCCAGGAAAGCUCCAUCACUGUCACUCCGGCGGCCCCGCGAGUCGCUGACAUUGACAUUGCGGGUAUUCCCUGUAGGACUGCUGUGGCUGUCUCUGUGCGCCCACGCGGUCCUGCCACGCCACACCGUUCUGAUGUCCUUAUAGAUGGACGGCCGGUCUUCGAAGGCUGGUUCUUGUGGCCUGCGCACUCGGGCCGGGUUUUCGUGCCGGAUCUGCUUGCGCACUUCCGGCACCAUGUACCGACUGGCUUCACUGUUCACAUCAAGCAGGAGCCCCAGCACGGAGUAACCAUGCAAGUACACGAAGGCGCCGUCAUUGUUGUUGACUACGCCCCAGUCAUUGAGGUUGCACCAACUGCAGCAACUGAUGCUACCGCAGCCGAUCGGUCUCGAGGUGGCGCCAGCCAGAGACGUGUGAGCUUUGCUGCCGACCCUCUGCAUCCCUCUCCCGACUCCUACCCCGCGGAGAGGCAAACAAGCACAGGCGACCACCACGAGGCAGGGUCUGCCUCCACAGCUGCUUCGGAAGCCGCCUCCAGUACUUUCCGGGCGGUUUUUCUCGUCUUCGCGCCAAGUUACCUUCCUGAGUACAUCGAGCUAGACCUCCGUGCUCCUGUUGCACUCCAAGAAGCUCUCGAGGAUAUCCAGGCUGCUAGGUUGCCAGCCUAUCGAGAGCGCUUCCCGCAACUCCUUGCCGUUACCCCCCAACCAGACAUGGCUUACGGCACCUUGAUUGCUGCACCAGCUUGGCCAAUCUCGGAGGUUUUAGUUUACUUCGACCUCCGCGAGGUUGACGAUAGAUACUUCGCCCUAAGUGUGCCGGUCAGGAUGACCUUCGGGUCCCUUCUCACCGUUGCCGACUUGCCAGCUACCUCCGAUGUUGUUGUCUACAUCCGGGAUAUGCCAUGGCCCUUGGGAAGAGAGGUCCCCAUUGAGUUACUGUCCGGAGACUUGAUUCUCUUCGUCCGUCCGGAGCAUGCAAUUGUAGUCCAUGCCAGUCUUCCUGACAUGUUACAGCAACCUACCGGGUGGAUGUCUGAGCCCGACAUCCCAGGUGAAUACGGAGACCGCAUCUGGCUUGUGACCGACCAUGAGCCCGUUCUUUUCGAGGUUAACAGGCGCAGGCUGCAGGCCUUUAGGCAGGACAUUGCUGCGGCUCUCGACAUCUCCAGCAACACUUUGCGCCUGCAGCCGGUCUGGCCCAGCAUUCUCACCUUCGCUGCACGCGGCCUCCUCGUCCGCUCGGUCUUGAUUGCUGUCGAGUCACCUCCCCUCCCCGAUGAUGGAACGGAAGGCUGGAUUGUAUGCCUGCUCGAUCUCCGGCCGAUCCUGCUAGGGCUGGUUGCUGCACAUGCUCCUGAUGGCAAGUAUGACAUCUCUGGCCUCUGUCGUAGGCUUCAGGGUUUCUGCCCACAAGGCUUCGAGGUUUCCGUGCUGGGAGGGCACCCAAGGGCAGACGGUGAGCCUGGCGUCCGCACUGUCUUCGCAGGCGAGGUUCUCCAGGUCAGUUUUGUAAGGCCAGGGACCGCUGCACCUACCGAGGUGCAAAAUGUCGCUGCCCCAUCUUCCGAUGGGCCCAGUGCAAGCGAUGCGGGCUCCGCUCCACACCAGCAUCUGCAGGCCCGCUCCGUUGGGCCAGACGCCGCAACUCAGGGUGCUCAGGGAGCUCGUCUGAAUCCUCCUUCCCGCCGCCCUGCACAAAGGCAAGCAAGCAGAUCAACCGCAUCGCGGGACACUGCCGUCCCAGCUGUCUCAAACGCUGACUGUCGCGCUACAAUUUCUGUCGGGAUUGCGCAGCUCACGUGGCGCUCCGGGAUUUUUCACAACAUUGCCCCCCCCUCGGGCACCCGGAACCUCACCUCUGUGCUCCCCUCUCCCUCACCGCUUCAAGGGUCCCUGAAGGACCCGUCUGUUGGCAAGCGCCACUCCCAUACCCUUGCAUCUGUGCCCAAGAGUUUCCGGGUUCUGCUCCUCGCGGCCUGCCUUUGCGUGCAGCCGGGCGUUACUGUUCAGCUAGUUACAAGGCACCAUGUCCUUCCAGGCGAAGCCUUACCUGCCGGACCUCCCCCAGAUACGCCAGCGCGGACCUCCGGCGCACCACAAAGAGUCGACAAGUUCCCCCCGACUCUUCAGAAACAGAGCGGGGAUGCCGAGUGCACGGGCCCUUUUCCCAGACCAAUCCCUACCCCCUGCCGUGCGGUUGGGGAUCGUUUCCUCCACCUGCCGCCUGGGCCACUUGCCCACGGCGACCCCACGUUCGUGCAGAAGAUAGUUAAGGACGACUCUCAGAUCGGGGAUUGCACAGACGGCCUCAUCACUCUCCUGUGGGAAGCCGCAAAGGACCCUGAAUGCCAAGCUUUUAUGCUCGCGAGCACACUCCUUGAUACGUGCUUUGAGCAUUUCAGUGCCCCGGGCUCCCCCUCGCCCAAGCUUCGCCUGAUCCUCGAUGACCGAGUCCCAGAGCCGUCUUGCCAUCCUGCGCAGCCAAACUGUUCUUUUUGGUCUCAGCUUGAUGAGCCACUUCCCUGCAUGCCGUGGACACCAGCCGACCUUCCAGGUCUCAUGAGCCAGCCCCCUCAGGAGCGUCUUGCAAUCGGCUCUUAUCAAGUGCCCUGCACCGCACAACAGCUCAAGGAUUUCCUAAUGCCAGCCUGCACCCUCGGUACGGGAUGGGACAUUGUGCUCGCCAUCCAACAGAGGGACCUUCAAAAGCAGCGUGCUCUCGACCUCUGCCCUCAUGAUUUCGAGUCGAGUGAUCUUCACUGCUUCACUGAUGGCUCAUACACUGCAGCCAAACCGGGGCGUGCUGGCUCCUGCACAUGGGCAUGUCUUUUUGUGUGUCCGCUCUCUGGCAAACAUGCAGCUGUUUCCGGCCAGGUCCCCCCUUGGGCCCUGCUUGAGGAUCGGCCUUCUGCUUAUGUGGCCGAGUGCUACGCCUUGGUCGUUGCGGCAUGGCUUAGCCUUACCCGCUUCUUCCAUUUGCCCACGGUCCUACGCUCUGACUGUACUUCCGCCAUUGGGGUCUUUCAGGGGCGGUUUGUCGGGGCACCAGUUGGCGUUGCAGCAGUUCUACGUAGUCUAGGACUCUUUGGAUCCGAAUUCUCGCCGCACCCCCCGAGAGUUGCUCAUGUCGCAGGCCACCAGGGUUGCCUCGGUAACGAACUUGCUGACUGCCUUGCUAGAGGGGCAGCUCUCGGCCGAGAUUGUGGGUGUCUGUUUUGGUCUCAUGAUUCCGCCAAGCCGUGGUGGUUCCAGGGGGGUUCCGCCCUUAGUUGGGCAGCUGUUGCAGUUGCGAGCCUGUCGGCACAGGGGGUCUACCCUGAACCCGCUCCAGCUGCUGUGCCGCUAUGCUGGGAUGGGCUUGGUCUUGAGCCAACUCAACUUGUUGCUCCCUUCCUCCCAGAUGAGGCACUCUCUGAGACGCAGGGCAAGCAAUACACAUGGGGACGCCUAUCCCUGAGAGUCUGUUCUUUCAACGUGCUUUCUCUCAACAGCGCCACGCUUGAGGGCAAUCAGGCAGAGGGUCUCGCGUUUCAGCCCGCACGCCCUACUCUUCUUGCAGAAAGCUUCAAGGCUGCUGGCAUCCACAUUGCGCUCCUUCAGGAGGCGAGAACCCAGGAGGGCGUGCUGCGCACCCAAGGCUAUCUCCGCUUUUCCUCAGGCAGCCUUAAUGGCACGCUCGGAGUUGAAGUUUGGCUUCUGGAGAAUCACUCGCUCUUUUGCGGACCUGACGGCCAGAAGAAGCUCCGCCUAACCUCCCAUGCGUGCUUGGUCUUGCAUAGCGAUCCGCGCCGCAUGCUGUUACUCUUCCGCCAAGAGGGUUUUAGCCUACUUGUUGUGUCAGUCCAUGCGCCGCAUCGAGCGGUCGAGCAGAGCGUGAUCGCCGCGUGGUGGGCGGAAACCCAUAGGCUGUGCAGCGUGCAUGCACACUCCGCCCUCCUGCUGUUGGGAGGGGAUAUCAACGCCUCUCUCGGCUCUGUCACUUCCGCUGCUGUUGGCAGCCAUGACCCGGAGCCACAAGACGACUCCGGCGCACUCUUCGCUGACUUCUUGCUUUCUCAGAAACUUUGGGUGCCGAGCACGUUCUCUUUCUGCCACCACGGCCCUUCUGGCACAUACGUGCAGAAACGCAACGGGGCCAUGAGUCGAAUCGACUUCAUUGCGUGCCCUUCAGAGUGGCGCUCCGGACAAAUCAGCACCUGGACCGAUGAGACUCUGCACACCGGCCAGGCGUACAUUGAUCAUCUUGCGACCUGCGCGCAUUUUGACCUUACCGUCUGUCUACACGGCCGGCCGAAGCAGGUUCAGAAACGCAGGUUUGACGGCUACGCCAUGCUUACGCCUACCGGCCAGGCCCACGUUGAGCGCAUCCUGAGGGAUGCGCCCCGCAUACCUUGGACUGCAUCUCCACACGCCCACGCAGCUACUCUUGUCCACUACCUGCAGAGGGAGCUCGCCUCGGCCUUUCCCCAUCGCAAGGACUUCCGCUACCGCCCAUACCUCAGUGAUGAAACUUGGGCGCUGCACAGGGAGGUUACGCACCUCCGAAAGCACUGCGUCGGCAUUAAGCGCGCACUUGCUUUCCACCUACAGGCUGCAGUCUUCCAAGCUUGGAAGCAAGCAGACGGCAGUCCUCUGCUGCACAUGCUUAACUCAGCUUGGACUCGGGAAGCCCAUUUUGCCGGUGCUACUCAAAGCCACUUCCUGAGUGUUUCCUCGCAACGGCUAAAGGCCGCCUGCAAGCGAGAUAGAGCUGCUCAUUUCAGCUCACUUGCUGAUGAUGUGCAGCAAGAUCGGCCGCACGCCAGCAAGGCCGUCCAGCGACUCUUGGGUUUACGUCGCAAGAAACCUUUCAGUCCAGAGGUUCUCCCUGCUCUCUGCAAUACAGAUGGCAGUCGAUGCCAGACCCCAGAAGAAGUCAUCUCUCGAUGGAGGGAACACUUUCGUGAGCAGGAGGACGGCUAUGACAUCUCGCCGGCAUGUCUGUCGAAUCUUGGGGCGACUCCAGGCCCUACCAUUGCGCCAGACUCCCUUGAGGAACUGCCGUCCCCGGAUGCCCUACUGCAGGUUGUCGCGUCCUCGCAAAAAGGUAAGGCUCCUGGCCCUGAUGGGAUACCAGCCGAAGUUGGACAUGCUUCACCGCAAGGUCUUGUGAAGAUUCUGAUGCCCCUUCUGCUCAAGCUGGGACUCACUUGCGUCGAGCCUAUAGGCUUCAAAGGGGGCACACUCACGAAGCUCUACAAAGGCAAGGGCGACACGGCCCAUUGUGCCAGCUACAGGGCCAUCAUGCUCCUGCCCACUUUGGCUAAGUUCCUGCAUAAAGCCUUCAGACCUGGGCUUUACGAUGUCUUCAAGAGCAAUGCCACCCCGGCCCAACUGGGCGGGCUCAAAAACACUAGUGUCGUCUUGGGGUCCCACAUUACUCGUGCCUUUGGUCGGUUCUGUGCUGCGGAAGGCUUCACCAGUGUUCUGCUCUUUGCCGAUGUGGCAUCUGCCUACUAUACGGCUGUCCGUGCCCUCACUGCGAGAAAGAGUCAGGAGUCGGAUGCCAGGGAAGCCGUUUACAGACCCGACAAGGAGCAUCUUACCGCCGAGCUUUCAAAACCCUCUGCUAUGGCCCAGGCUGAAGCAUCCCCGUGGAUUGAAUCCCUGACCGCUGAACUCAACCGCAACACUUGGAUGUGUCUCGCGGGAGAUGUGCAACCGGUUGUCACAAGACAAGGCUCGCGCCCGGGGUCUAGCUUUGCCGACCUCUUCUACGGGGUGACAGUCCCUCGGAUCCUUCAGUGGAGGGAUUCGGCCCGCCUUGGCAGUGAGGCAUCCCUCCCAGCAGUUGAGCAUGCCCCUGUUGUUUGGUGGGACGGUUGUUUUGACUUUUCCGAGCCCAGCACUGACCCGUCGGUUUGGACUUCGGCCGCUACACUUGAAGAUGUUAUAUGGGCUGAUGACCUUGCCAAAUGCAUCGUUGUCCGGGACGCUUCAUGUGCGGCCGCCGCCACUGCCUUUGAGUGCGGGCUCUUGGCAGAUGCCUUCUAUGCCCAUGGAUAUGACCUCAGCUUCGGUCCUACCAAGACUGCCGCCAUCGUCGUCCCCCGCGGAGCUGGCUCGAGGAAAGCACGCAAGGCCUUGUUUACGUCCAAACCCGCCCUCCCUGUCCUCCGGGAGGAGCAAGGUGCAGCUUCGUUGCCACUUGUCACUGCAUACCGGCAUCUUGGUGUCAAGAUAUCCUCUAGCACCUCUUUAAUGACCGAGCUUCGGCAUCGAGCAUCCCACGCCUGGUCGGCCUUCCAGCAAGGCCGUACCAAGGUUUUUCGCACGGGGCGGAUCUCUGUCCAUAAACGAGGAGCACUUUUGUCCACACAUGUGAUGACCAAGCUCCUGUUUGCUGCAGGGGCGUGGCCGGCCUUGAGUAAGGGCGAACACGCCUUCUUCUUUCGCACCGUGCUCUCUCUCUACCGCCAGACUCUUGCCGUCCCCCAUGACGGUGAUCAGCAUCUCACACAUGCGACAAUCUGUGCGCUCAUCGGGCAGCCCCCACCUGAGGUUCUGCUGCUCACAGAGCGUGCUCGCUACGUCCUCCAACUGCUUAACGCAGCCCCUGUGCAGCUUUGGGCUUUGGUCCGUAGGGAUGCGGAUUAUGUGAUGCACCUUCGGGGCGCGUUGCUCUGGGUCUUCCACUGGGUCCAUGCUACGUCUGAUCUUGGCCACCCCGACGAACACUGGACGUCUUGGGAGCACACCAUGCGUUCCCGCCCACACGUGUUCAAAGCCCUCAUUAAGCGUGCCCGAGGCCUUGAAAUUGUGCGCACUGCUUGCUUCGCGGCUUUUCAAGCUGUCCGCCGCACCCUCGGCCAGCUUACUGACAGUGACCCCCCACCCGCACCCCAUGGUGUGCGCUACCAGGAGGCGUGCCUCCAAUGCAAAAUUGCAUUCCCCAGCCGCACGGCUUGGGCCUGCCAUGCUUCACGGCUGCAUGCUUACAGGGCGUCUUCCACUGUUCUUGCUGCUGGCUGCGACCGCCCCCUCUGCCAGUCUUGUGGACGCCUCUAUGCGAACUUCGGCCGCCUCAAGAGGCAUCUUGCCUCUUCUGCUGUGUGUCGCACAAGGUGGGGUGCUUUUACGCCUUCCGCGCAAGCUCCCAAGGAGGCUCACCCUGAAGCACCACCCAGCUUCCUCCCAGGGAACCUCUCAGACUUCUCUGCUUGCCUUGACCCUUCUAAGGUUCAUCCUGGCCUCCUCCGUGAGCUGCAAGGGCUCACUUCUCUGCUUGCCGAGGAAGUUUGGGAGGCUGUCCGAGGGUAUGUCGAGCCCCUCUCCAUGCUUAAGGACACCCUCGAGGAAUGGUCGCGACAGCCAGGAGACGGACAGGACCCUUCGACCACUGCUGAGGUUGCUAGUGAUGUCGGACUUCUGCUCGACCCAGAGCUCUGGUGCGAGGAAUUUCGAGCCCCGAAGCAGCCGCCGAUGCCUGCAGUGGCCUGUCCCCCCUUCGACGACUUUUGUCCUCACCCCUUGCCCUUCGUGCUUUCCGGUGCUGAACACGUCGUCGACAUUGACGAUCCCCCACUUCGAGCCUGGGUGUAUCCCUUCGGUGCCAGCGUUCCUCUCGCUUCGGCCCGACGACAACUCGCUUGGGUUGAAGGGGUGUGUGACGUCAUUGGACUUACCUUGCAGAUCUCUCGCGCCAGUCCCGUGCGAAUCCGGCUGUCCCCUGCUGCCGCCUCUUGUCUCUUCCCGCGCGUCCUCUGGACCCAUGCCUACCAGAAAGAAAGAAAGUGUGAGCUUGCGCUGAAGUUCCUGGAUGCCCUGGAUGCUUUGGGCUUGCCCAAAUUCCCUUCCUACGGAGCACACUCUUACUUCGGCCGCUUUGCCAGAUGGGCCCUGAGGGAGUUCUUGUCCGAAGCGGCGUCGGCUGUGGACCAGGCCACGGCGACUCCGGCGCACAUCCUCGAAAGACUCGGUGUCUGCAUCCCCAUGAUGGAGGCAGCCCCAUCGGAGAAGAGCCCUUCACAUGUCAUGCUGAGCCCUUGUGCUGGCUUGCUUCCGGCCGGUCACGGCUUUCAGCGUGGCGAUUGGUUGCUUUGCACCUUCCCGCCGACGGGGACACCUGGCAUCAGCGUCACCACCCGGGGCGACGUGAGCGUCGAAGCCGAGGUCGUGAACAUCACGCCGCCCCCAGGGCAAGGCAUUCUGGUGAGGAUGGUGGGUGAGCUCGGGAAGAACGCAGGUGAAAAGUUCAACAAGAAGACCUGCCGCGUGGAUCGCGUGGCCAACCAUGUCACUUUGGGCCGCCAGCUGAGUGCCCUUGUAACUCUUGGUGGCUCCACGGGAGAGAAGAAGCCUGAGCCCCCAGCGGAGGGCGGUAAGAAAGGGAAGAAGGGCAAGAGCAAGGAGUCCAACUCUCCUGCGUGGCUGAAGGACUUGCUCCUGGCCGCAGACAACGGGCUCAUGGGCCGCGAGGCGGGCCUUGCCGCCGUGGAGUUCCAGGGCGCCGGCAUCUCUCACCACUCCCCGCUGGUCAAGGAGUGCAACGACUCUCAAAGAGAGGCCUUGCUGGCUGCCGGAUGCAGGCGGCUGACUCUCAUCCAGGGCCCGCCGGGUGCCGGGAAGACGACGACCGCGCUGCUGCUCGUUCGCGGCUGGACGGCUGCACGGCGUGGGCCUGUGCUUUGCUGCGCAGACAGCAACAUCGCCGUGGACAACUUGACGGCCGGCUGUGCGAAAGCGGGGCUCAGGGUCGUUCGUAUUGGUCGGCCGGAGGCGACGCGCUACGACCUGGAGAAGUUCAACCUCCUUGAGAUGGUGAAGGAUGCCAAAGCGCAAGAUCCAAAUGCGGAGGACAGGGGUCACUUCGCUCAUCAGAGGGCCAUUCUGGAAGAUGCAGAGGUUGUCUGCAGUACCUGUGCCGGUGCAGAUCAUCCGGUGUUACAAGGCAAGGAGUUUGGAUGUGUUCUUAUUGAUGAAGCUGGGCAGACAACAGAGCUGGCUGUCCUGGUUCCUCUGAUGAAGAUGCGAGCUGAUGGUGUGGUCACCCUUGUGGGUGACCACCGACAGCUGCCUCCGACCAUCAGCAACGUCGAUGUAGAUGUCGAGGGUCUGGGGACGUCCCUUUUCGAGCGCCUAUCGUCCCAUGGGGUUGAGCCUUUCAUGCUGGACGUACAGUACCGAAUGCAUCCUGCAAUUGCAGCAUUCCCUGCUGUGGCCAGCUACAAUGGCAAACUGCGUUCUGGAGUUUCCGGUGCCAUGAGAAAAGCUCCACAAGGCAUCGCCUGGCCUUUGCCAGAGGCUCCGGUCACCUUCCUGCCUGUUGAGGGCAAGGAAAAGUCUGAAGGAACUUCCUGGUUCAACGAGACCGAAGUGGAAGCUGUUGAGGCGCUUCUGGGCAGCGCACUCGCCUGGAACGACAUUGCACCCACCGAGAUUGGCGUCAUCACGCCCUACGCAGCGCAGGCCCGGCUGAUCCGCCGUCGCUUGGGCUGUCCUCCGCCGGGCAAGAGGGCGGCUGCAGGGGCCGUGGGCGUCGCUUUGGUGGAGGUGAGCAGCGUCGAUGGGUUCCAGGGGCGUGAGAAGGACCUGAUCAUCGUCUCCACCGUCAGGGCCAACACCAGUGGCAAAGUGGGCUUCCUGGGCGACCCGAGGCGAUUGAACGUCACGAUCACCCGCUCUCGCAGGGGCCUCGUGGUGGUGGGCCACUUCGACACCCUGUCAGCGGACGAGCACACCUGGAGACCCUGGCUGACAUGGGCGCAGGAGCGCGGUCUCGUUGCUGGAUGCGAAGCCAGCAACCCAACAGCGGUCGGAGCCCUGAAGCAGUUGGAACUUCUGACGGAGGAUCAGCUUCUGAAAGCGCUCGAUGCGACGUACACGACGCAGAAGCAGUGCCCGCUGACCCCCCACAAGCUGGAGUCGCCCUCCGGCCAGCUGAGGAUGCAGUUCAUUUUCUUGUACUACGACCAGAACCGCAACGGCCGCUUGGAGGUGGAGGAGGUCGCAAAGAUGAUCGAGCACAUCCAGCAGCUGCGGGGGGAGAGCCAUUCCGAUGCCCUCGCCAACGCCAAAGCCCUCGUUUCCUACUACUCAGCGUCCUUCGGCUCCUUCGGCUUUGCAGCCUUCUACGAUGCGGCGCAGAACAGGAUGCUGAAUGGAACAUCGCCGCUGCUGCGCACGCAGCAGGAUCUCCUUGAAGUCAUGAAGCAGCACUCGCAGAGAUCACCGGCAGGGUCGGAUGAGCUCGCGUCGCUCUCUUCUCUUGCCGGCCCCACGCCGGCAAAGGCGGGUGGCACCAGCAACGGCAGCAUGCCCUCGCUGCCUUCGAAAGCCGUGGCCACCAGAUCGCAGCGAGGAGCCUCAAGCGAGUGGCGCUGGGGCGAACAAGGUGGGGUGCAGGCCCUGGCGCUCCGCGUGGUGAGGAGUUUGAUGGACAUGUCCAACGAGAAGAACCAGCCCAUGGCUGAAUGGAGGUAUAACCUUCAACUUGUCAGCACGCGCGAGUUCUACCUCCUGUGCGACACUGUGGUGGAGCUCCUCCGACAGGAAGAUUCCUUGGUGGAGGUGCGCUUUCCUUGUCGAGUCUACGGAGACAUCCAUGGGCAGCUACUGGACCUCUUGGAGUUCUUCAACGCCUUCUCCUGGCCAGACAAGCGGCGUGGAGACAUCUUCUCGAUGAACUAUGUGUUCUUGGGCGACUUCGUCGACAGGGGCGCCUAUUCGUGCGAUGUGGUUUCCCUGCUCUUUUCGCUGAAGAUCCUGUAUCCCCAACGGGUCUUCCUGAUCCGAGGGAACCACGAGGACCGGCUGAUGAACGUGAACUACGGCUUCCACGCCGACUGCACCAGGAAGUUCGGAAGGGAUGGCGAUGGCAUCUGGGAGCGUGUCAAUGACGUCUUCGAGUUCCUUCCCAUCGCAGCGCUGGUGGAAGGAGCGAUCCUUUGCAUCCACGGCGGCAUCGGGGACUCCAUCACCCAGUUGGACGACCUGCGCGGGAUCCCGAAGCCCAUUCAGGUCGUCGGCGAAAUCAACGAAAGGACCACCCGUCGAGACCGAAUGGUGCUGGAUGCGCUCUGGUCGGAUCCGACGGACAACGACCAGGUCCUCGGCGUUCAUGUCUCCCCAAGGGGCAAGAACACCUGUCGCUUCGGCCCGGAUCGCGUGCAGGACUUCAACCGCCGGAACUCGUUGAAGCUGAUCAUCCGCGCGCAUGAGUGUGUCCAGCACGGCUACGAGUACUUUGCCGGUGGUCAGCUGCUGACCGUCUUCUCAGCCACCAACUACUGCAAUCAGCACGACAACGAUGGAGCGAUGGUCGUUCUGGUGAAGGAUGACCGUACAGGAGAGGUGGUCGAACAUGCUCAGGUCAUCAAGAGUGGCACGGUGGACACCUCCUAUGGCUGGAACGACCAGCAGUUUCGAGCGCCCUCACCGAUGCGGCGAACGGGGCAUGGGCACUGA